GCCAUCCCAGUGUCAUCUCCACGGGCAUACCAUGCACGUCCAUGCACGUCCUCUGUUCUGCCCUUAGCCUUUCUCUAUUUCCAGCCCGUUUCGUUCGCUGCUUUAGACCCCUCGGCGGCUAUUGUUAUGCACGACAGCUCCAGUACCUUGGCAUGACGGAGGAUAUUGAGCCCCGAGCCCUCACAGCUUAAGCCCUCCACUUCCUAGGUUCAAGGCAAUGCCAGGCCGUACCCAUACUGUACUUGGGGCUUGAUCCCUCUGCUCGACACCCCCAGUCCUUCCCCCAUUUGCCCCUGGCACCGAGGCCUGUCUCUGGCUCGUCCAUAUCUUCCUGGGCUUGCCAAAAGAACGGCUCUCAAAAAUGUCCUGGUACUUCGUUACUGCUGUCUCUCAGGCUGACCUCCAUGUACACCAAACCUACAUACACUCCAACGAUCUGCACUCCACUGCUCUUCAUCUCCAAACACCAUUUAUACAACGCGGCCGGCCCGUCUGUGACCCCACAAGGCUCUGUUUCCCUUCAACUCCUCCUUCCUGCCCUUGCACUCUUUUGGCCUCGAUCUCUGACCCCCCAGGUCUUCAAAAAGCGGCCGCGGCCAGAAAAGGCUGAAUCGUCUUGCAUCUCGUUCUUCCAUAUCUGCCUCGCCAGGUCUUGAUGCCUUCUUGAAGUAUCUUGGUUUCUGGUCAUAAAUGUGCCAUUAUCAGUAUCGGUCUGAAUCUUGAACUUGCAGCCACAGCAUCAACAGCUCCCCACCACUCACAGAAGCACCCAUUUCUGUUAUUCAGCCCCGCCUAUAACAUAAACCAACCGAUUUGGACUGCGAUUGUCCAAUCCUCCAAUUUGAUACCCACAUGAUCAUGGUCGAGCAGCAGUAUAUUGCCCCAGGUCUACCCCAGCCGGAUGGUCUUUCGGGAGCUCCCAGUCUGCAGGACUCAAUUCCAACAACUGAGACUUCCCCUUACCACGAUCUGACAUCCUACUCAUCUGUUUCUUCACCUUUCAACAGCAUUUCUGGCCAGUGCGAUCCAAACCUCUUAACUCCUAUCUCAGUCGUGGGAUCUCCUCCUUUGCACGGCGUGUCAAAAAUUGCAUCACAAUAUCCUCCGCCUCCAAGCACACCUAAUCAACACCCUAGCCCUCCUGGGAGUUCCAGAAUGUAUCAUCAGCAGCAGUGGGCAGGACAAUUUGACGUUAAUAGUCAAUCCCCACAAGCGAGUUCGCCCAUGACCUCUCAAGCUCCGGUCGCUGGAGGGGAAUUCCUUCAUGCCAAUUAUGUCCACGAUGGACGUCGAACCCCAGGGCCCCCAGAGCCCUAUAUGGGAGCUUUUGGUGUCUCAAACGGACCAGAACCGCAACCUAUGAGCAACCCUUAUUACGUCAAUAUGGCGCCUCCAGUUGAGCACCAAGACCACAUGAUGAUGAGGGACAAUCAUCAUAUUCCAAUGGGCAUGCAUCAUCGCGAAAUGGCGCCUGCCCCUCUUCUGGCCGAGCAUCAUCCACCCCAGUACCGCCGAAGAAGCCCAGAAGAGACAGGACUGCACGGAUUACCUUCAGAUGUUCCACGCUCCAUGACUGGAUCCCCUCGUCGAAGAUCUGCCUUACACGCCCCUGGCCGCGUCAAAAAGCGCACAACCAAGAGGUCAGGAGCCUCUAGAAGUGCAGCUGCUGAAGAGCCUGUCGACGAGCACAAGAACUGCUUUGGAGAAGAGGUCCCGCCAACACUCAAGAGUACCUGUCCCGAUGAGGAGCGCUGCAUAUUCGAAUCUCGCUGGGAGCACCGCAACCAAAAGGGUCAGGAUAUGUGGGAGAGCAUCCAGAGCGACUAUAAGAGUCGUUUCCAGAAGUGCCCCGGUAAGGAAAUGCUUCAGAUGAAAUUCAAACGAGGCCGGUCCAAGUACAUUGAGUGGUUAUCUAGAGAUGAGGACUUGCUUCGAGAGGCUUAUAAGAUCGUCGAGAAGAGUCGUUAUCAGAUGAUGCUUGACACCUUUCACGAAUUAGGGGGUUCCCGAAAUAUGCGAUUGAAUGCCAGCGACAUAGAAGUCAAAGUUGUCAACGAUCUAAAGCUCGAGGAGGGGAUUUACAUGGAGUCCCAUGGGGAUCUCAAUAUCAGAAGACGACGCAAGUCGGUUCAAACAAGGAAGCGCACUGGCCGCGGUGAUGAGCACGACGAGAUGAUGAGCGUCGGAUCCCACAACACUCAUGAAGAUGAGGUUAUUAACCAGGUGCAUGGCCUUCCCAAUAUCAAGAUGGAAGAAGAUGGCCCUGGAGGCCACAUGAUGAGCGCACAUAUGUGGGACCAACAAAUGAAGAUGGAACCGGGAGCAAUGCCACCACAAAACAAUCGCAUGCAACCCUUGAUGAGAUUGAGUCCAACACAGACGAUGUAUGGAGGACGCAGAGGGUCGUGAAAACAGAAAACUUCUGACUCAUUUUCGGGAAUGGCAUUAUAGACAACUUCAUCUUCUCAACGAAGAGCCCCUCAUUUUUUUGUAUUUUCCAUAUAAGAGUCCUUUCAUAUACCCCAAGGAAUUGUUCAAGAUAGAGCUUCGUAAAGAACCCGACAUCUUUGUAUAAGAAGGAAUUCUGCGUCGUAUCACGUCUCCCCAAUGCUCUUGUAGUAUCUAUCUAUGUCUUCACUGCUUCCGAAGAUAUUGCCAAGUUUGAGAGGUAAUUGUAUGGGCGGGCGGGAAGUCAAGUGACAUGAGUGGCUUCACACAAAAUCUGGGGUCAGACUUUUGAGAUAACAUCUGGUUGGGUGCUCUUAAGAUUGGCGAUUUUAGAAUUGACAAGAUGGCGUGUUUCGCUGCCACGAAAGCAAGGGGGGAAUGCGAAAGACCUGGAAAGACUGAGAAAGGGGGCGGAGCGUGAGUGAGACAACACAUAGCUCGUAUUGACAAACUUGUCCUUGUGUAGACCCGACAGUUUGGAAAAUUGCGCUUCAAGUAAAUUUGAUUCUCGCUGCA
Molecule: messenger RNA, 2964 nt
Organism: Fusarium odoratissimum NRRL 54006
Lineage: Eukaryota; Fungi; Ascomycota; Sordariomycetes; Hypocreales; Nectriaceae
Exons: 3
Coding region: 853-2409 (518 amino acids)
Source: RefSeq, a predicted model, not a curated record